AUGAGUUCACAUCAGCAGAAGCAGCCCUGCACAGCUCCUCCUCAGCUGCAUGAGCAGCAAGUGAAACAGCCUUGCCAGCCACCACCUCAGGAGCCAUGUGUUUCACAAAUCAAGGAGCCCUGUGACACCAAGAUUCCUAAGCCCUGCAACAUCAAGGUUCCUGAGCCCUGUGACACAAAGGUUCCUGAGCCCUGCAACCCUAAGGCUCCUGAGCCCUGCCACCCCAAGGUUCCUGAGCCCUGCCACCCCAAGGUUCCUGAGCCCUGCCACCCCAAGGUUCCUGAGCCCUGCCACCCCAAGGUUCCUGAGCCCUGCCACCCCAAGGUUCCUGAGCCCUGCCAUCCCAAGGUUCCUGAGCCCUGUCCCUCAACUAUCACUCCAAUACUAGCCCAACAGAAGACAAAGCAAAAGUAA
Messenger RNA from Grammomys surdaster, 414 nucleotides. It is a transcript of the gene Sprr1b, whose product is annotated as small proline rich protein 1B. The transcript has a single exon. Lineage: Eukaryota; Metazoa; Chordata; Mammalia; Rodentia; Muridae. The record is from RefSeq and is a predicted model, not a curated record. Bases 1 to 414 code for a protein of 137 amino acids.